UGUUGCGUUUACAAAAUGCCCAAAUUUUUCCACUGGUUUCGUGGAAGGCUGUUCCUGCUCCUGGAUCGCCUGAUACAGCUACAAGAGCUGUACAGAGAUCCUAACCUAUCACGAAACUUCCUGCACGCUUGUCAGAAUGGAGACUUAUCAAGAGUGGAAAUCCUCGUAUCGAAAUACGACAUUCAAGAUUGGACUUACUUCCGACAUUUGACUUCCGGUGACACCGCAUUGCAUGUUGCUACCCGCGAGGGCCAUUUGAAUAUUGUUCGAUACUUGUGCGAGAAUUUUCAGAAGCCAGAUUUUAGAGUGAAUGUGGCCAAUAAAGAUAUGAAAAGGCCGUUGCACGAGGCAGCGCAGUUUGCUCAUAGAGAUAUAGUCAAAUAUUUAAUUGAAAAAGGUGCAGAUAUAGAUGCAUUAAAGCGUGCUGAUUGGACACCGCUCAUGUUGGCUUGUACGAAAACUGGAAAUGAUGUAUUUGAAUGCAUUCUUGCGCUUUUAGAAGCAAAAGCAAAUCCGUUUUUUCGAAAUAAAGAUGGAUGGACAUCGUUGCAUUUAAUUUGUCGAUCUGGUGAUGAAAAUGCGUUUGAUUUAUUGGUGAAUCAGUUUGCUGAACGUAUUAACGAUCGGAGCAAUAAUGGCCGUACUGUUAUGCACAUUGCUGCAUUCCAUGGUCAUGAGGGUUUAGUCAAUCGUCUUGUCUCGCUUAAUACGAAUUUUUUGAACGUGCGUGAUUCCUCAGGAUCUACUCCUCUUCAUGAAGCAGUUAAAGGGGGUCAUAUAUCCGUUGCAAAGCGAUUAAUCGAUCUGGGAGCUGAUGCUCAAGCUACUGACAAUGUUGGCCAGACUAGUUUACAUAUAGCGGCCAUAGUUGGAAAUGUAGAAACGUUUAGAAACAUUCUGAGAAACUAAUCGGCGUAGACAUAGAAAUUGAUUAAUUAGAAGAUUUUCUAAAAUAGACAAAAACGAGACAUUUUUUAUUCAGAGA
Frieseomelitta varia is the source of this 985-nucleotide messenger RNA. RefSeq names its product ankyrin repeat domain-containing protein 16-like. NCBI's taxonomy places the organism in Eukaryota, Metazoa, Arthropoda, Insecta, Hymenoptera, Apidae. Gene Ontology annotation, molecular function: protein binding. Bases 16 to 909 code for a protein of 297 amino acids. The transcript has 4 exons. The record is from RefSeq and is a predicted model, not a curated record.